AUGAGUCUGUUCCACGUGCUAGGGUUUGGGGUGAAGAUUGGGCAGCUCUUGUGGAUGCUAUGCUGCUGGUUCGUUUCCUGGUUUAUUGAUGGUGGAAUUGAGGACAAGCCUGGUCUUCUGAUUGGCUCUGUCGGUGAUCCAUCACCACCUGAGAAGACGAAGAUGACGACGACGAUGAAGAAGAAGAGCAAGCUGUGUUUCUGGAGCAAGAUCUUCAAGAUCCCGAGUUUCUCUCACCACUUUCUUGGCUCCGUUAGGUUCGGGAAGACGUGGUGGAGGAAGGUGGUGGUGGCGUGGGUCGUCUUCUGGGUCUUGGUGUCUUUCUGGACCUUCUGGUACUUCAGCUCUCAAGCUAUGGAGAAGAGGAAAGAAACGCUGGCUAGUAUGUGCGACGAGAGAGCCCGGAUGCUGCAGGAUCAGUUCAACGUUAGCAUGAAUCAUGUGCAAGCCAUGUCUAUCUUGAUCUCCACCUUCCAUCACGGCAAGAUUCCUUCUGCUAUCGAUCAGAGGACAUUCUCAGAGUACACUGAUAGAACUUCGUUCGAGAGGCCACUCACGAGCGGGGUCGCAUAUGCAAUGAGGGUGCUCCAUUCAGAGAGGGAAGAGUUUGAGAGGCAACAAGGUUGGACUAUUAGGAGGAUGGAUUCUCUUGAACAAAAACCAGUCCACAAGGAUGAUUAUGACCCUGAAGCCUUGGAACCAUCCCCUGUUCAAGAGGAGUAUGCUCCAGUCAUCUUUGCUCAGGACACGGUUUCCCAUGUGGUUUCUCUCGACAUGCUGUCUGGGAAAGAAGAUCGUGAAAACGUAUUGCGGGCCAGGAAAUCAGGUAAAGGGGUUUUGACAGCUCCUUUCCCAUUGAUAAAGACAAAUAGACUUGGAGUGAUCUUGACUUUUGCUGUCUACAAGAGAGAUCUCCCCUCCAAUGCAACGCCGAGAGAGAGAAUCGAGGCGACUAAUGGGUAUCUUGGUGGAGUGUUUGACAUUGAGUCCCUGGUGGAAAAUUUGCUGCACCAGCUGGCGAGCAAGCAAACGAUUCUUGUCAAUGUAUACGAUACUACCAAUCACUCUCAACCAAUUAGCAUGUAUGGUUCAAAUGUGUCGGCUGAUGGGUUGGAACUCAUUAGUCCACUGAAUUUUGGCGAUCCUUUUAGAAAGCAUGAAAUGCGUUGCAGAUUUAAGCAGAAACCACCUUGGCCGGUUCUAUCAAUGGUGACAUCUUUUGGAAUCCUUGUGAUUGCACUGCUUGUUGCACAUAUAUUCCAUGCGACCGUGAGUCGGAUAAACAAAGUUGAAGAAGAUUGUAAUAAAAUGGAGAGGCUCAAGAAAAAGGCUGAAGCAGCGGAUGUUGCAAAGUCGCAGUUCCUUGCAACUGUGUCACAUGAAAUCAGAACUCCAAUGAAUGGUGUUCUUGGAAUGUUGCAUAUGCUUAUGGACACAGAGCUAGAUGUCACGCAACAGGAUUAUGUUAGGACCGCACAGGCAAGUGGCAAAGCUCUAGUCUCGCUAAUAAACGAGGUUUUGGACCAAGCAAAGAUUGAAUCUGGAAAGCUUGAGCUUGAGGAGGUGCGUUUUGAUUUGAGAGGAAUAUUAGAUGAUGUCCUCUCACUCUUCUCUGGCAAGUCACAACAAAAAGGAGUUGAGUUGGCAGUAUACAUAUCUGAUCGUGUUCCUGAAAUGUUGAUUGGUGAUCCUGGGAGGUUUCGACAAAUACUCACAAAUCUUAUGGGUAAUUCCAUUAAGUUCACUGAGAAAGGACACAUCUUUGUAACUGUUCAUUUGGUGGAGGAGCUAUUAGACUCCAUUGAUGCAGAGACAGCAUCAUCAUCUCCGGAAAGUACACUGAGCGGGCUUCCAGUUGCAGAACGGAAGAGGAGCUGGGAAAACUUUAAAGCUUUCAGCUCCAGUGGGCAUCAGAGCUUUCCAUCUGAUAUAAACCUAAUCGUCUCAGUUGAGGAUACUGGCGUAGGGAUCCCUUUAGAAGCGCAGUCCCGUAUCUUCACACCUUUCAUGCAAGUUGGACCAUCGAUAUCCAGGACGCAUGGAGGCACAGGAAUCGGUCUCAGCAUAAGCAAAUGUCUGGUUGGACUGAUGAAAGGAGAGAUUGGAUUCUCGAGCACUCCCAAGGUCGGGUCGACGUUCACAUUCACUGCUGUGUUCGCCAAUGGUAUGCACACAGCUGAAAGAAAGAGCGACCCGCAGAGCAACAACCAGCCCAUGUUCUCGGAGUUUCAGGGCAUGAAAGCUGUGGUUGUGGACCACAGGCCUGCCAGGGCGCAAGUCUCGUGGUACCAUUUCCAGCGCCUUGGGAUCCGAGUGGAAGUAGUUCCACGUGUUGACCAGGCUCUGCGGUUUAUGAAGAAUGGGACUACCGCUGUGAAUAUGAUACUCAUAGAGCAAGAAAUAUGGAAUAGGGAAGCAGAUGCGUUCAUUAAGAAGCUACAGAAAGACCCUCUAGUCCGUUCUCCUAAGUUGAUUCUGUUAGCAAACUCAAUAGAGACGUCAGUGUCAGAUACUUUAAGCAGCGGUGUAGAUCCUCCAAUGGUGAUAGUGAAACCAUUGAGGGCGAGUAUGUUGGCAGCGACUUUACAGAGGGGGUUGGGUAUUGGGAACAGGGAAACUCCUCAACACAGAGGACCUCCUGCUUUGGUUCUGAGGAAUCUUCUCCUUGGCAGGAAGAUAUUAAUCGUGGACGACAACAAUGUAAACCUGAGAGUGGCAGCAGGAGCUCUGAAAAAGUAUGGAGCUGACGUGGUGUGUUCAGAGAGCGGGGUAAAGGCAAUCUCGUUGCUUAAGCCACCCCACGAGUUCGAUGCUUGCUUCAUGGACAUUCAGAUGCCAGAAAUGGAUGGGUUUGAGGCGACGAGGAGAAUAAGGGAGAUGGAAGAGGAGAUGAACAAGAGAACGGACAGCAGCAAAGCAAGGUGGCAUCUCCCGGUAUUAGCAAUGACCGCAGACGUGAUUCAAGCGACGCAUGAGGAAUGUCUAAAGUGUGGAAUGGAUGGCUAUGUGUCAAAACCCUUUGAAGCAGAGCAGCUCUAUCGGGAAGUCUCUCGCUUCUUCAAUUCACCUUCAGAUACAGAGUCAUGA
Molecule: messenger RNA, 3087 nt
Organism: Microthlaspi erraticum
Lineage: Eukaryota; Viridiplantae; Streptophyta; Magnoliopsida; Brassicales; Brassicaceae
Source: the annotation of a GenBank genome assembly